AGCUUGGACGGUUCCACCAUGUCCUUCCAGAGCACUGUCCGCUUGUCCCUGGACAGCCCCACCCGGGUCGUUUGUGUGCUGGGCAUGGAAAUCAGCUUGGACAUCAGCGGGUGUGCACCCAAGAAAUGUGAGUCCUUCACCAUCCGAGGCUCCCCAAGGGUCUUGAUCCAUAUCUGCAGCUCAGUCAUCACGGGGAAGGAGGACUCCAUAGUCUGGCAGCCCCUUUCCCAGUCCACAGAGGCUCUGGUGAGGAUGGUGUCACCCAGCCCUGCCGUGGAUGAGGACAAGGUGCUGGUCUCGUACUACUGUACUGAUGAGGAGACCCCUGCAGCCACUGCUGUGCUGUACCUCACUGGCAUCGAGGUCUCUCUGGAGGCUGACAUCUACCGAGAUGGACAACUGGACAUGCCGAGUGACAAACAGGCUAAGAAAAAAUGGAUGUGGGGCCCAAGUGGCUGGGGAGCCAUACUACUUGUGAACUGCAGCCCGACUCAAGCGGGUCAACCCACCGGCCAGGAUGGCAAGAUUUUCUCUGAAGAAAUAAAGAAUUUGUCCCGGAUGACUCUGAACGUGGAAGGCCCCAACUGCAUCUUAAAGAACUACCGACUGGUCCUCCACACCUCUGAGGAAGAGGCAGCAAAGACGAGAGUCUACUGGCCCCAGAAAGAUACCUCCUGUGACUUCGAGCUGGUGAUGGGGCCUGGCAAGCCUUCCUAUGCACUGUCUCCCCUUGAGGACCGUGGGAAGGAGAUCUUCUAUGUGGAAGCAACGGAGUUCCCAUCUGCCAGCUUCCCAGGCCUCAUUUCCUUCUCCAUCUCCCUGGUGGAAGGGUCUCAAGAUCUGUCAAUCCCAGAUAUCCCGAUAUACAGAGACACGGUGGUGUUCCGGGUGGCUCCUUACAUCUUCACCCCCAGUACCCAGAUGCCAAUAGAGGUAUACUUGUGCAGAGAGCUACAGCUGCAGGGCUUUGUGGACACAGUGAUAAGGCUGAGCGAGAGGAGUAAUGUGCAGGUGGCAUCCGUCUAUGAGGACCCCAGCCGCCUGGGCAGGUGGCUCCAGGAUGAAAUGGCCUUCUGCUACACCCAGGCUCCCCACAAGACGAUGUCUUUCAUUCUCGACACUCCUCGAGUCACCAAGCUGGAAGACUAUCCCAUGAAAUACUCGCUGAGCCCUGGUGUUGGCUACCUGAUCCGGCAGACCAAGCACCACCAGGUGACCAGCCUGGACACCAUCGGGAACCUGAUGGUGUCCCCACCUGUCAAGGCCCAAGGCAAAGAGUACCCACUGGGCAGGAUCCUCGUUGGUGGCAGCUUUUACCCCAGUUCGGAAAGCCGGACCAUGAGCAAGGACCUGCGAGAUUUUGUGUGUGCCCAGCAGGUGCAGGCACCAGUGGAGAUCUUUUCAGACUGGCUAAUGACCGGCCACGUGGACGAGUUCAUGUGCUUUGUGCCUGCUGACAAGAGUGAGAACAAGAAGGGCUUCCGGCUGCUGCUGGCCAGUCCCAGUGCCUGCUACGAGCUGUUUGAAGAAAAGCAGAAGGAGGGCUAUGGGGGUGCGACCCUGUUUGAAGAUGUCAGAGCAGACCAGCUCCUUUCGAAUGGGAGGGAGGCCAGAACCAUCUCUCAACUCCUGGCUGACAAGAGUUUGCGGAAGCAAAAUGAUUAUGUGGAGAAGUGCAUCAGCCUGAACCGUGCCCUUCUGAAGAAGGAGCUGGGCCUGGUGGACAAGGACAUCAUCACCAUCCCCCAGCUCUUCUGUCUGGAGCAGCUGACAAAUGUACCCUCUGACCAGCAGACCUCAAAGUCCUUCGCAAGGCCAUACUUCCCGGAUAUGUUGCAGAUGAUUGUGCUGGGCAAGAAUCUGGGGAUCCCCAAGCCUUUUGGGCCCCAAAUCAAGGGCACCUGCUGCCUGGAAGAAAAGAUCUGCCAAUUGCUGGAGCCCCUGGGCCUCAAGUGCACCUUCAUUGACGACUUUGACUGCUACCUGACCAACAUAGGGGAUUCCUGUGCUUGUGCCAUCGUCCAUCGGGUGCCCUUUGCCUUCAAGUGGUGGAAGAUGAUUCCUUAG
Molecule: messenger RNA, 2067 nt
Organism: Nannospalax galili (Upper Galilee mountains blind mole rat)
Lineage: Eukaryota; Metazoa; Chordata; Mammalia; Rodentia; Spalacidae
Gene: Padi6
Product: peptidyl arginine deiminase 6
Exons: 16
Coding region: 19-2067 (682 amino acids)
Cellular component (GO): cytoplasm
Molecular function (GO): calcium ion binding; protein-arginine deiminase activity
Source: RefSeq, a predicted model, not a curated record